Striga asiatica is the source of this 411-nucleotide messenger RNA. The record is from the annotation of a GenBank genome assembly. NCBI's taxonomy places the organism in Eukaryota, Viridiplantae, Streptophyta, Magnoliopsida, Lamiales, Orobanchaceae.
AUGAAAAUCCAAAUUUAUGCUUCCGUUGUCAUCUCAACCACCAUCAAGGUCGCUCUUUAUCGUGGCGCUUUCCGCCUAUCAUGCUCACCACCAGUUUCCUCAACGGGAGCUAUACAACAACAAAAGAGAAAAGAAGACACAAAACCCGUUAAUAAAGAUGGAGUCGAUUCUACCUUUUUUCUCCCUCUGUGGUGCACGGCUGAAUUGGUUGGACCCCUGCUGGAAAGUGGAGAUACCUCACGUCUCCCCUUUGCCUCCGCUGCCAAACCCUUACUCAAAUCCAUAUUCAUAGAGCAGGCCAAGAAAAUCCCAACCAGCGUAACUAAGAAAUCGAGAUAUCCGGAAGAGGCUUGCCUCAAAAGAUUGAACAAAGCUCUCAAGCUCAUGCAGACCCUCGACGAUGGCUUCUAA